AUAAUAAAUAAAAGGCUACAAAAAUGCUUCAUUUACAAAGCUACGGCAGUAGCAGUAGUGAUUCUGAGCCGGAAGACGGUAAAACGAAAGCCGAAAAACCACAAACAACAACAGAACCGUCAGCGGACGCAUCGGCCCAUCUAAAGCCCGUCGACAGUCAGUAUUCUGUUGGGAAAUCGUUGGAAAUAUGUGCUGCACCGUUGGUGGUACCGAUGGGUCAAUCGGAAGUGUCGCGUGCCGUAGCACCAACGGUGAAGGAAAUCAACUACAACCCACGCUAUGAAGAACUGUUUGCUCCCGUAGCUGGACCGGAAAAUCCGUUCCUCACGCAGCAAAUGAAAGCACCGAAAAACAUGCUGACGGGAUUCGUUGAGAAUGCACACAUAAGUGACUUUCAGUUUGAAAAUCAGCGCAAAACGUUCCACAGCUACGGGUAUGCGCUGGAUCCAUCGGUCGACGGGAAAGGAACGGCACCGGAAGAGGGACCAAGCUAUGUCGGUCAUCUGCAGGCUGCGUACGACACGGAUGGUGCGACAGUGUUUGAGUCUUCAAAGUCGAAAGUGGCCGCCGGGGAGAAGCGAAAGCGGGUGAAAAAUGACGCUCCGGAAGAUGUGGAAGGAUUCCUGGGUCCGUGGGGUAAGUAUGAGGAUGAGCAAACGGUGGCACGGCCAAACGAAAAGGAACGAGCCGAAAUCGAGGAAAUGAUGGCCAAGAAGCACCGACGCCACAAGGUUAAGGAGGACAAACCCAUCGAGGAGAAAUCGAUCCUGCAUAUCAAAAAUGCGUUCGAUUAUCAGGGCCGAUCGUUUCUGCAUCCACCGCACGAUGUUGGAGUUAAUUUGCGAAAAGCUGGCGCACCGGAUCGUUGCUUCCUGCCCAAGGCACACAUUCAUUCAUGGACCGGGCACACGAAGGGCAUAUCGGCUAUUCGCUGGUUCCCAGUAUCGGCUCACUUGCUGCUAUCUUGCAGUAUGGAUGCUCGGGUAAAGCUAUGGGAAGUUUACAACGAACGGCGCUGCGUACGGACGUAUUCGGGCCAUCGGCAGGCCGUACGUGAUGUGAGCUUCAACAAUAAAGGAGAACGAUUCAUCUCGGCCGGAUACGAUCGCUACCUAAAACUGUGGGACACAGAAACGGGAGACGUCAUCUCACGGUUCAAUUCGCGCAAGAUUCCAUUCUGCGUAAAGUUCCACCCAGACUUUAACAAACAACAUCUGUUUGUGGCUGGAACUUCUGAUAAGAAGAUUAUCUGUUGGGACACCCGUACCGGUGAGAUUGUGCAGGAGUACGAUCGGCAUCUCGGUGCCGUCAAUACGAUCACCUUCGUGGACGAAAAUCGACGCUUCGUGACAACCUCGGACGAUAAGAGUUUGCGCGUGUGGGAAUGGGAUAUACCGGUGGACAUGAAGUACAUUGCCGAUCCGACGAUGCACUCGAUGCCGGCCGUUACGCUGGCCCCGAACGGUAAGUGGCUAGCGUGCCAGAGCCUGGACAACAAGAUUGUCAUCUUUUCCGCCAUCAAUCGGUUCAAGAUGAAUCGCAAGAAAACGUUCACCGGCCACAUGGUGUCGGGAUACGCGUGUAAUCUUGACUUCUCGCCGGACAUGAGCUAUCUCGUGUCGGGCGACGGUGAUGGCAAGUGUUACAUUUGGGACUGGAAAACAACCAAGCUGUACAAGAAGUGGCAGGCGCAUGAUAAUGUGUGCAUAGCAACGCUCUGGCAUCCGCACGAAGCGAGCAAGCUUGUGACGGCCGGUUGGGAUGGAUUAAUAAAGUACUGGGAUUGAACGAUGACAAUGCGCCGUCUUUGCGGGCGAGCA
This is a messenger RNA of Anopheles maculipalpis, 1820 nucleotides long. RefSeq names its product pre-mRNA-processing factor 17. The coding region runs from base 24 to 1787 and encodes 587 amino acids. Lineage: Eukaryota; Metazoa; Arthropoda; Insecta; Diptera; Culicidae. Gene Ontology annotation, cellular component: catalytic step 2 spliceosome. Gene Ontology annotation, molecular function: mRNA binding; protein binding. The record is from RefSeq and is a predicted model, not a curated record. Gene Ontology annotation, biological process: mRNA splicing, via spliceosome. The transcript is spliced from 5 exons.